Messenger RNA from Chinchilla lanigera (long-tailed chinchilla), 5054 nucleotides. It is a transcript of the gene Mfap3, whose product is annotated as microfibrillar-associated protein 3. Lineage: Eukaryota; Metazoa; Chordata; Mammalia; Rodentia; Chinchillidae. The record is from RefSeq and is a predicted model, not a curated record. The transcript is spliced from 3 exons. Bases 364 to 1422 code for a protein of 352 amino acids.
CGACUUGUGUAGAUCUGCAGUCGAGCCUGCUAAGUGGGAGGAAAGGCCACUGUGGGACAAACUUAGCGAAGUCCAGGAAAAGAGAAAGGGCCACUGCCACUGCUGCGCCCGGAGCGGAAAGGACAGGGGGAGCAGGGAGGGAGAUGAGGCCAGGACUUAAGCACCGACUCUGGCGAGGCCCGUGAGCCGAGGUUGGCCUCCACUCAUAUCUUCUUAGUCGUGAAGACUUCAAAUUACACUUGGAUCUACCUACCACUCUUUUAGAAAACUUCACCACGCAGUAAAUCUCCCACUGUACUCUUGUCGUAGCAGAGCAGCUUUUGAGUUUUCCAAGGCUAAAGAAGAUUUUUUUUUCACUAUCCCAUGAAGCCGUAUUGUUGCUUCUUCACUUUCAUGGUGGUUAUUACUGUGCCUGCUGCUUUUGUUUUGGAAGAUGCGGACUUCACCGGAGUUACCCCCUUGGGAGCAAAUCAGGGCUCUUCCAAAGUGUCAGCAGGUUCCCACUCAGGCAGUGAUGUCAUCAUAGCCAAAGAGGGAGCUAGCGUUUCCCUCGAAUGUCUUCUCACCGUUGCUCACUAUGAAGAUGUCCACUGGAGCAACUCUAAAGGACAAUACCUGGAUGGCAGAGGUGGAAAAUGGUUGGUUUCUGAUAACUUCCUGAAUAUCACCAACGUAGCCUUUGAUGACCGUGGGCUCUAUACAUGCUUUGUCGUGUCUCCGAUUAAUGCCUCCUACUCUGUCACCCUGCGUGUGAUUUUCACCUCGGGAGACAUGAGUGUCUACUAUAUGAUUGUUUGCCUGAUUGCCUUUACAAUCACCCUCAUCUUGAAUGUCACCCGGCUGUGCAUGAUGAGCAGCCAUCUUCGCAAGACGGAGAAGGCCAUCAACGAAUUCUUCAGAACUGAAGGGGCCGAGAAACUUCAGAAGGCCUUUGAGAUUGCAAAGCGCAUCCCCAUCAUCACCUCGGCCAAGACUCUGGAGCUUGCUAAAGUCACUCAGUUUAAGACCAUGGAGUUUGCUCGUUACAUUGAAGAACUAGCAAGAAGCGUCCCUCUUCCGCCCCUUAUUCUAAACUGUCGGGCUUUUGUUGAGGAGAUGUUUGAGGCUGUGCGAGUGAACGACCCUGAUGACAUGGGCGAAAGAAUUAAAGAAAGACCUGCCUUGGAUGCUCAAGGUGGCAUCUAUGUCAUCAACCCAGAGAUGGGGCGGAGUAAUUCACCAGGAGGAGAUUCAGAUGAUGGUUCGCUGAAUGAACAAGGCCAAGAGAUAGCAGUGCAGGUUUCUGUCCACCUUCAGUCAGAGACCAAAAGUAUUGAUACAGAUUCUCAAGACAGCAGUCAUUUCAGCCCGCCUGAUGAUGCGGGAUCUGCGGGAUCUAGCUCUAACUACAAAGAUGGAGUGUGUGAAAACUGCCAGGUGUGAGCUAGCCCAGCCCCUGCAAAAACAGCCCUCAGGAAAGGAACGUGUCUUGUGGAGGAGAUAACAUUUUUACCAAAAGAUGACUGGAGAUUUGCCCUUUGAUGUUAAGCAUAUCAGAACAUGAACUGCCAAAUUCUUUGCAAAAAUUCGGCAGUUUCCCAUUAGUUGUCCUUUUCCUUAAAGUUGAUUAAAUGUUGCAUGUUAAGAUGUAAAGGAGCCUAAGGGAUAAACGUGAUGGGAAAAAUACUGAACUAAGAGUUCUGUGGCUUCUCUUCUGGCCACAGUUCUUCCAUUGGUCACAUGUGAUGCUUAUUUUGAAGCCUCAGUUUUCCCAUCAGUAAGAUAAGAGAUACACAUUUGAUGAAAUCUAAAGUUGUGUCUAAUCCUAUAACUUCCUGCCUGUUACCCUUACACCAUGAAAAUCUGUAGCACAUCUCUAGCUAAACUUUGCCCUAGACAUUUAGUCUCUUCUUUUUGGAAAGGACCAACUGAGAUUUUGUUCUGUGGUCUGGAUUCCUACACCAGUGCCAUAGUACCCAGAAGUGUGGGUAAUUUUCAGAUGUCCUUCCAUGUGGAAUGUACAAUUACAUGUGCUAGAUUGAGGCUUUUCAGCAUAGCAUAUGACUAUGUUGUUACACAGAUAUCAGGGAGCUACUGCUCAUUGGUAAACUGCUUUCCAUGAGUGAAUUGAUCCUUCUUGGGAGACAUCAUUUAGUUCACUGGAGCUGAUAGUCUUUUCCCAGCUGACCUCUAAAAGUAAGCAGUCCGUUCCUAAGGAAUAGUAUCUUCAAGGCUUCUGGAAGAAGUACAAUGUCAAAUUGUCUGUCUCUGGUAGAUUAUGGGUGUUGAUACUUCUGUUAAGAACUUCUCAGGCACUCCCUUUUUAAAAGUAUUGGACUCUACAAGUGGGUCCUGUGUUUGAGAUCUCCUUUUAGGUUACCAAGCACUGCAUAUUCCUCUUUAGACCUUGGCCAACAUCCUUUCACUCUGUGAUCUUAAAUAUGGUGCUAAAAGUUGCAUGUCUCCUUAUCUCACUUGUUUUGAUAUUUUAUUUUUUAUAUUUUUAUUUUUGGGUACUUCAGAUGUGUAGUUUUAAGCAAGGGCUGCUUUUGUGUCCUGAGAAAUUACUACCUGAAAUAAGAUUAGAUGAUUGUGUUUGGUGUAUGACUACAUUAAAAUACACACACACAGAUACUCUAGAUGUAAAAUGGGAGGAAAGUGAUGGAUGAUGCCACCUGGUUUGACUAUGUAUAGUAAACACUUAGGAUGGCAUUUCUUGCCUGGCUAAGAUCUGAUAUAAUGGAAUUGUAAAUACUCUUCAGAAUAAUUCAUUCAGCUACAGGAAGCUUGGUGCCAUAUAAUUUUAAGAACUUGGCAGUGGAACUGCAUUUGAUGCUUCACGUUUCUUCAUUUGGUUUCUGGUUACUGAAGCAUUACUUGAACUAGAGGAUCCUGAGGGAAAUGUUCAGAGGAGGUUUUAUCAGGAUUUUAAUUUAAGGCUUCAACCAGAAGAAGCCAAGAAAUUCAAAAUGACUAGUGGAACUCAUGCCUCCCUUUGUCCAGGCCUAUCAGAAGUAAUUCGUCUGUUCUAGACAGUAUGAAUGAAUCAGUUUGCAGCUUUAUCAGAUGGCUUUAUGGAUAAAGAUGAUAAUACUGCCUUUCCUGCUUCUCAGGCUGUUUCUAUGGAAACCUCCAGGGCCAAACAAAAGCUACCAAUCAUUUAGCCAAAGCUUGCCUUGGCUUAUAGACGUGUAUUUCUUCAAGGAAAAUUGUUUUCAUACAUUUGGCUAUGAGAGCAAGGGCUUUGAACAUAUCCUAGGUUAUAGAACAUUUUUUCUUUUCCUGCAGUGUUUCCUUUGAAAAAUUAAAAAAUUUCAAAUCCCUUGUGAGGGGUCAGAUCAUUUGAAUAUCCCUCAGAUGCUCAGAUGUAUGUCCUCAUGUACAGUAGCAGGUUUAGAAUCAUUUCUUAAAAUGUCACGUGCUGCAUUAAAGAUAGUAGUUUUACCCAGCAUGUUCUCAGAAGAGAUAUUCGUGUUUAGAAACCUUAGGUAGACAGACUUAAAGAUCAAAGUCCUGAGAAACAGAACUUUGGAAAAACAUAGGAAAUAUUGAAAAAAAUGUAUAAGCUUGUACAGUAUGAUAUAAUAAAGUAUAGGCUGGCUACUGCAGUAUAUCCUAGAUCAAUUAUUUUAGAAACAUAAUGGUGACCUAAUUGGUAGCCAGAGUAACUGGUUUAAUUUGAAUCUUCCUGGUUAUGGUGCCAUGAAGUAGAACAAAAUUAAUACGUGUUGCAGGUGAGGUGGCCCACGCCUACAAGCACUCGUACAAUCCCAGUAUUUGAGAGGCUGAGACAGGAAGAUCAAGAGUUCAAGGCCAGCGUAGGCUACCUAGUGAGUGAGACCCUGUCUCAAAACACAAACAAAGAAUUAAUAGGAGUUGGCACUACUUUGUAAAGCUAGUUUUCAAGAGGCAUAAAACCACACAUUAGUAUUUUUUGUAUCUAAUAAAAUACUCUUUAUCUAUAAUUAGCAGUCCCAUCUUUUUUGUAACUUCCUUAACCUUUGGAACUUCAGCUAUAAUCUAAAAGUCUUGACAGUAACUGUGGUAUAAUUAUCUUUUUGUCUCACCAAAUUCUAUUUAGCUAAAAAAAAAAAGCCUUCACCUAACAAAAUGUACUUAAAAUCCUUUUGUCAUCUCAUUUGUAAAUUUUGUAUUGUCAUUUAAUGAACCUUAUUGUCCUUAUGACAUGUAGUGAAAUAAGUUUCCAAAAAGUGACAAGCAUCUUUAUAGAUUCCUUACCUGCUGGAACCAGACAGACAGGUAUCCUCUGAGUGGAUACCCUGCCUGUGUCUACAACUGGUUGGAUAAUCACCUGUCCUCAGAGUCGAGUCUGUUGUGAUGGCUUGAUUCUUGAGUUGGGCCCAGUGAGCAUUUGUACUUCCUGCCCACUACUUUAACACAAAUAUCUUCAAAGUUGCUGACCCAGAGGAUUGUGAGAAGGCUCCCGGCUGCUGCUUUGCCUCGCUGAACAUGUGUUUUGAAGUCAAAGCACUGUCUGCAUGCUGCUUUCUCUUGAGUCCCCCAGCCGCAGUGGGCCCCUUGUUCUAGUCCUCAUACCCUGCAUGUAGCCUCACCCGCUAUCAAACCAUGGUGGGUCCUAGAAUGGCACAGGAGCAUGGCAUGCUUUUGUCAAGCCCGGCUAGGCAUGGGUGCUAGUCUGGUCUCCACACACCAGCAGGUGUAACUCAAGUGUGCUGCAUUUCCUGAGUCACCAGUGAGAGAAUGCAAUCUUUUCUCAUCCAAACAAGAAUGUUAAAAAUGCUCAGCUUUAUACAGAAACUCCUAGGUUCUCAUUAACGUAUUUCACAAAAGUAUAUUGAGUAUUAUUUGAUAUGGGUCACAUGAUGUUUAAGUGGUCAACAUUUUAAUAUUUGAAUUGUAUCCUGUUUUUAGAAAAGUGUCAUCCUUGACUGUAAUUUGUUAAAGGUUCAAUGCAGUAUAUUUCAUUUGUCGGAAAUUUGUUACAGGGUUUCUUUCAUUUUUAUGUGUGAUGCGAUUGGAUGUUAAUGAUUUUUAAACAAGAAUAAAUUUGGAUUCAACUUGGGCUUCCACCAUGGCUAUCCACUUCAACAUUA